GGAUAGUGAUGGCAGUGCUUGCCAUGUGCUCCUUCUUGACGCGCUCUGGACACGAAGAGUGCCACGGACACACCAGUUGCGGAUGCCGCAGGCGAGCCGCAGCAGCCUGCGGAGCGCCAGCGAUGGCACAGACGCCACCGGCGCAAUUGCUAUCAGUGCCAAAGAUCGCAUGCUGAAGCUCGUGCGGCGGCACCCGGCGUGCUUGCUGGCGCUGCGGCUGGACAACACUGUCCGUGUAUCAGAUGAGGACAUCAUGGCGAGCUUGGCCACCGCCAACCGGGACGGGCUGGACAUUGGAUUUCGUGAGAGAGGAGUUCCAGAGGACUUGAUUGCAGAGAUCCUGCAUUUGCAGCGGGAGGUGCGGAAGGAUGCGGCGGCCAUGUCCGAGAGUCGUCGGCUGAGCGUUUGGAAGCUCUCGAUGCGAUUUCUGCUGAGCGCAGCCGCCGUUCUCGUAGUCUCGGCGCUGGUUCUCUUCGCCAGCACCUUGCAGUACACACGAGCCAGCUGCGCCUUGUACGCCUUCCAAAACUCCACCUGUCGCCAGGGGAACAACUGCCUUUUUCAAGUGGUCGUGCAGACUGGACCGGACUUUGCAAUCCUGGCCCAGAACUGGAAGCCUCCUGUUGAGUCCUGGGACUCGUUGGGCACCACCGGCUUCGAAGAUGAAGGGCCCUUCAAGUGCUGCAAUGACGCCGGCCUCUACGUGCGUGGUGCAUCUGACCUCCUGGGUGCCGGAAGUGCCUGCUGCGACUUCUGGGAUGCCGUCCCUUUUUUGCGAUAACUUCGGGGUCCCGGACCGGCGCCCGCUGGCGCUGGAAUGCCCGAAGACACCCUGGGCGUGCGGGGUGAAAAUGGGCACCGUGGAUCGCGAGAUCAGGGUUCAGGAGC
This is a messenger RNA of Effrenium voratum, 888 nucleotides long. Lineage: Eukaryota; Dinophyceae; Suessiales; Symbiodiniaceae. The record is from the annotation of a GenBank genome assembly.